GCGUGUGCGGGUGAGGCCAGGGGUGGGGGGCGGGCACUCCCACCGCACAAGCCGCUGGAGUUGGGGGGCAAGCGCGAUGGUGACGCGCGGCCCUCACGUGAUCUGGAGCUGCAGAGCGACGCAGCCUUCGGUGCAGUAGUCAUUCCCGUCUGGGUACCCGGCUCCCCGCUGUCCUGCGCCUGGCGGGCUGGCAUCGGGCCCGAGGAAAGCGGAGCAGGUGUCAAGUGUCGCGGCGGCGCACUCACGGCGAAUCGGGAGAAGGAGGAGACAGCAAGGAUAGGCCCAGAAAAACAACCAGGAAAAAAAAAUCUCAUGGCAAAUAUCCACCAGGAAGACGAAGAAAUGGAGCAGCCCAUGCAGAAUGGAGAGGAAGACCGCCCUUUGGGAGGGGGAGAAGGCCACCAACCUGCAGGAAAUAAUAGACGGGGACAGGCUCGCCGACUUGCUCCUAAUUUCCGAUGGGCCAUACCCAAUAGGCAGGUCAAUGAUGGGAUGGGUGGAGAUGGAGAUGAUAUGGAAAUGUUCAUGGAGGAGAUGAGAGAAAUCAGGAGAAAACUUAGGGAGCUGCAGCUGAGGAAUUGUCUGCGUAUCCUGAUGGGGGAGCUCUCUAAUCACCAUGACCAUCAUGAUGAAUUUUGCCUUAUGCCUUGACUCCUGCCAUUUUCCAUGAGAUUAAUACUGUGAUUCACACUGUUUUCUUUUUCCUUGCAUUUUCCUGAUAUGCCUUUACUGAUCCGUUUGCUGUGAACCUUAUGUAAUUUCCAUGUGUCAGGUGGGUUCUGUGUUACCAGAUUCCAAAUGAAGAUUGCUUUGGCACCCAGUCUAAGUUUCUGUCAACAGUAGAGUCACCCAAUUGCAUGAAAAUGUGUAAGGUUAAUAAAGCAGUUAAAAAACAA
Molecule: messenger RNA, 896 nt
Organism: Ailuropoda melanoleuca (giant panda)
Lineage: Eukaryota; Metazoa; Chordata; Mammalia; Carnivora; Ursidae
Gene: BEX3
Product: brain expressed X-linked 3
Exons: 3
Coding region: 313-651 (112 amino acids)
Biological process (GO): signal transduction
Cellular component (GO): cytoplasm; cytosol
Molecular function (GO): signaling receptor binding
Source: RefSeq, a predicted model, not a curated record